CAGUAAAUCAAGGCAGUCGAGCAUAAUCUCAAUUUAACUAGCGGAGCGAUUUCUUCCCCCCCCCCGGCCCCCAGCAUCCAUCCGUCAUAGAAAACGAAAUACCGUAACAUUUAACGCAACCGGAGCGGAGGAAGAGGCACUGCGACAAUGGCUGUGUAUAGAGUUAUGAAGUGUUUAUUUGUCGGCGUACUCUGAUCAUCGCUGCCUGGACGUUGGUAGACGUCAAUAUUAGUGUUCGCAUCUGCCUUGUUUUUCUGGAGUGAUUUUUUAAUAUUUGGAAAGGAUCAUCAAGGACUCAAUUCAGCAUUGCAUUGUGACACCACACAGGGUUGAAGUCCAACCAUGUCUGGGGCCUCAGUGAAAGUGGCGGUCAGGGUGCGUCCCUUUAACUCAAGGGAGACCAGCAAAGAAUCCAAAUGCAUUAUUCAGAUGCAAGGCAACUCUACCACUAUAUUGAAUCCCAAAAACCCAAAAGAAGCACCAAAGUCCUUCAGCUUUGACUACUCAUACUGGUCUCACACCACGCCGGAUGACCCCUGCUUCGCAUCCCAGAGCCAGGUGUACAAUGACAUCGGGGAGGAGAUGCUGCAACACGCCUUCGAAGGCUACAACGUCUGCAUCUUUGCUUACGGCCAGACCGGUGCUGGCAAAUCCUACACGAUGAUGGGAAAGCAAGAGGACGGACAGGAAGGCAUCAUCCCUCAGCUCUGCAAAGAACUCUUUGAAAAAAUCAAAUACAACAACAACGAAGAUAUGUCAUAUUCGGUGGAGGUGGCAUACAUGGAAAUUUACUGUGAGCGAGUGAGGGACCUGCUGAACCCCAAGAACAAAGGGAACCUACGUGUUAGGGAGCAUCCUUUGCUCGGGCCGUACGUCGAAGACCUGUCCAAAUUGGCUGUGACCUCUUAUACGGACAUCGCCGACCUCAUGGAUGCUGGUAACAAGGCCAGGACUGUGGCUGCCACCAACAUGAACGAGACCAGCAGCCGCUCGCAUGCCGUCUUUACCAUCGUCUUCACGCAAAGGAAGCAUGACAGCGAGACGGACCUGUCCACAGAAAAGGUCAGCAAGGUCAGCCUGGUGGACCUGGCAGGCAGCGAGCGUGCUGACUCAACUGGGGCCAAAGGCACGCGUCUGAAGGAAGGUGCAAACAUCAACAAAUCUCUGACUACCCUUGGAAAGGUCAUCUCUGCCCUCGCUGAGGUGAGCAAGAAGAAAAAGAAGACAGACUUCAUUCCUUACCGAGACUCUGUUCUCACAUGGCUCCUGAGAGAGAAUUUGGGUGGGAACUCGAGGACGGCUAUGGUGGCAGCUCUGAGCCCUGCUGACAUUAACUAUGAUGAAACCCUGAGCACCUUGAGAUACGCCGACCGAGCCAAGCAGAUCAAGUGCAAUGCCGUGAUCAACGAAGACCCCAACGCCAAGCUGGUGCGUGAGCUGAAGGAUGAAGUCACUCGUCUGAAGGAUCUGCUCAGGGCCCAGGGGCUCGGGGACAUCCUGGACACACCUAUGGGUUCCCUCACAGCCUCGCCAUCGUCCGGUUCUCUGUGCAGCCCCACAGGCCUGCAGUCCGUCUGCAGCAUCCAGGAGCGCAUCAUGUCCACCCCUGGCGGAGAGGAGGCCAUCGAAAGGCUUAAGGAGUCUGAGAAGAUCAUAGCAGAGCUGAAUGAGACAUGGGAGGAGAAGCUGAGGAAGACCGAGGCUAUCCGGAUGGAGAGAGAGGCUCUGUUGGCAGAGAUGGGUGUUGCAAUCCGGGAGGACGGGGGAACCCUGGGUGUCUUCUCUCCUAAAAAGACCCCUCACCUGGUUAACCUGAACGAAGAUCCUCUCAUGUCAGAAUGCCUGCUGUACUACAUCAAAGACGGAGUUACGAGGGUGGGCCAGGCCGAUGCAGAGCGAAGGCAAGAUAUCGUUCUGAGUGGAGCACACAUCAGAGAGGAGCACUGUAUCUUCCGCAGCGAGCGGAACGCCAACGGAGAUGUGAUUGUGUUGCUGGUGCCGUGUGAAGGCUCUGAAACGUAUGUGAAUGGCAAGCGUGUGAGUGAUGCUGUGCAACUGCGCUCAGGUAACCGUAUCAUCAUGGGCAAGAACCACGUGUUCCGUUUUAACCACCCUGAGCAGGCGCGAGCUGAGAGGGAGAAGACACCAUCAGCUGAGACGCCCGUGGAGCCUGUGGACUGGACUUUUGCCCAGAGAGAACUUCUGGAGAAGCAGGGCAUCGACAUGAAGCAGGAGAUGGAGAAGAGGCUGACCGAGAUGGAGAUCCUUUAUAAAAAAGAGAAGGAGGAGGCUGAUCAGCUGCUUGAGCAACAGAGACUGGACGGAGACUCUGAUAGUGGCGAUGACUCUGAUAAAAGGUCAUGUGAGGAGAGCUGGAGACUCAUCACCUCUCUGCGGGAGAAGCUGCCUCCCAGCAAACUCCAAACCAUAGUCAAAAAGUGUGGUUUACCCAGCAGUGGCAAAAGAAGGGAGCCUAUCAAAAUGUAUCAGAUCCCCCAGCGCCGGCGUCUCAGCAAGGAUUCCAAGUGGGUGACCAUCUCUGAUUUGAAAAUCCAAGCAGUCAAGGAAAUCUGCUAUGAGGUAGCUCUGAACGAUUUCCGCCACAGCCGUCAGGAGAUCGAGGCAUUGGCCAUUGUGAAGAUGAAAGAGCUGUGUGCAACGUACAACAAGAAAGACCCCAACGAGCGAGACUCCUGGCGAGCCGUCGCUCGGGAUGUCUGGGACACGGUGGGAGUCGGGGAUGAGCGAAUCGAAGACGUCAUCACAAACGGGCGGGGUGUAAACGAUAUGGAUGAACUGAAGGUUCACAUAGAUAAACUGGAAGAUAUCUUGCAAGAGGUGAAGCAGCAGAACAACAUGAAAGAUGAAGAGAUCCGGACCCUCAGGAACAAGAUGCUGAAAAUGGAGAAGGUUCUGCCCUUGAUCUCUGCUGAGGGCCAACAAACCACUGAACCCAAUGGAGCCAUGAGGCCCCGCAGUUCCAGUGAAAGCAAGCCUCCGCCCGAAGACAAAGGUGAAAACGAGCAAGGCGACGAUCAAAUAGACAAGCUAGCGGGUGAUGAUUCCUCGUUCCGGCGUGGACGCAUGCGGUGGAUGCGACAGGAUCAGACACGGUUGAAGAACCUCCAGCAGCAAGAGAUCUCCAAGCAGCUUCGCAGGCAGAGUGGCCCACAUCGCUUCAUCCCACCUGAAGACCGCAAGCUGCGUUUUCCUUUCAAAAGCAACCCCAAACAUCGCAACUCCUGGAGUCCUGGCACACACAUUAUCAUCACAGACGAGCAGGUGAUUGAGCUAAAGGUUCCCAAAGAGGCAGUGCAGGAAGAAGAAGUAACCGAAGAGGUGGAAAAACCCAGGAGGCCGGCUCCUUCUACCCAUGCAUACCCACCUCUUCCUAGCCCAUUAGUGCAGCGCAGAAGUAAAGACCUGGAGCAAGGCCUAAGCCAAAGACAUAACCAAGGCCACAGAAACCAGCAGCCCCUUGAAAGAGGACGCAGCAACUCCUUUAACAGUAGCCAGCGUGCCUCUGGCUCAAUGGAAUCCCUGCAUUCCGGGGACAGAAAGCAGAUGGCACCACAGCAGGCAUUUUACCAGCAGCGCUACAACCAAAGCCAGCCUCAUGCCUACCUUUAUCCACAUCAUCAUCAUCAGCAGCAGCAGCAGUUUCAUCAGCCCUGGCACUACAACAUGGAUGGCAGCUACAACUACCACCAGCAAUACACUCAAAACCACCAGCAGCACCACAACAGCUUUCAGACACCACCUCGCAUGCGCCGACAAUUGUCGGCCCCUAAUUUGAAGGCGGGCCGGGAAACCACAGUGUGAAUUGGAGCAAGGAUUCUUUUUAUGUACUGAAACAAAAAGCACUAUCUUUCACACCACAGACUUACAGAGACAACACACAGCAUUGGACAGCUUGUUCUCAUUGAAUCCAAUGGCCAGGAAUCUGGCUUAAGGUUUUCCUUCUUUCUUAAUUUUUUGCAGUUGAACAGUAUUUUAUUUAGUGGUUGGUCGAAAUUCCGUCAGUUUAUCUAACAAAAGCAUAUUUUGGUGUUUUGCUUAGGAGAAUGUAUUAUCCCCUGAUGAAAUGAUGGAAGUGUGCUACACUUGUUUUAACUGGUGUAACUGCACCAGGAUGUCUUCUGAGCCAUUUAGAGUAUUUUCCCCAACUAUUUUCCCCAAGUAUUUCAUUGGUUAGCCAAACUUCCAUUGUUCAGUCAAGCAGUGAUUAUUAAAUAAGGAAUUUCUGAGAAACGAAAUCUGUUCGCCAGGUAUUUUUUAAUUUGCUCAGUUUAACUAAUCCCCAGCAUUGUUUCUCAGUUACCUCUCGACAUUUAGCUGAAUAUGAUUUUUAACUUCUGCUGCUUUUCACAACAUAUAUUUUAAAUCAUGAAUAACCACUACUCUGCUAUCAUAACACAGACCUAUGAGGGUCCAUUACUUGAAUUUCCCGUUAGUGGCACUACAUUUUAUUUUUCAUCCUCCAUAUUUGUGUCAAAAAUAUGCAACUGAUAUGUUUAAAGAAUGCUGGAUCAACUGUUUGAAUGUGUUUGAACUAGAGCUCCAGAAAUGCAGCUAAUGUCCGGUUUUUGCAUUUCAAGAAAAUUUACAGAUGAAAUUGUAUCAUGGGGUCAUCUUGCAUUAUUAUUAUUAUUAUUAUUUUUAUUUUUUUUUAUUCUUUUUAACUGAAGAAUGAAAUUAAAUGUACUGUAGGUUCAAAAAGCCCUGAUGUUUUCAAGAAAGGGUUGAAGUUUUUCUUAAAGAAGUGCCUCAGCAAUAUGCCAUUUAGUUUAAUCUUGUUUUUUUGCCUCAUAAAUAUAAUGAAAAUCCCAUUUUGAAGAUGUAUUGACAGGUGGGUUGAUGUAUAAUCUCACAAAAUGCGCAUGUAUUGGUGCCUAUUUUGUUCACCGUGACUUUUUCUUGUUGCAUAUAUUAGCGAUCGUUGUAAGUCUUUUGGUAAAGUUUUUUUUUUUAAUGAUCUUUUCGCUGCAUGCUUUGCUUUCUGUUGUUCCUCUCGACUGCGUGCAACACUCUGAACUUCAGUGUAAGGCGGGUAUGCCGUCUGGGGCUCUAGGAGGGUGGUGGGGUUUGUCGGGGAGGCAUUAUGUUCCCACAGGGACGGAAAUGCUGUUCUAGAACGAUCGGCUGUUCUGUGCAUAGAAACAGAAUCCCGCUUCACAAGAGCACUCAAGGGUUCAGCCCAACUCCAGCCAUAACCUCUGCAUGACUAGAAUUGCAUUUACUUUCUGGUAACCCGAAUGUGUGCUCUGAACCAUGAAAGCGCAGGCAGGGGUGUCUGACGGGACUGUUGCCAUGGUUUCCUGGGGCUUCUUUUAAACAUCCAAAGGAGAAAAAGAGCAAUAGUAAAGGAGUCUAUGCACAUCUUUUGAGGAUACUUUAAAAGACAAAUCAGAGUUUUUAAAAUUCUCUAAAAGUCAGAGAUGGUUGUAGUCUUGCUCACUUACCUACAUCUCACUGUCAUUGCAUAGCUUCCAUGAGAAUAAUCUCAUUUACAAAUACACCAUCUUUUACUUUAACUUCCAAGCCACUGUGUUGUCUUGCCUGAAUAUAAUUAUGUAAUGAUUUAGUUACAAAGCACACAUACUGCUUGUGAGCAGAGCACUAUACAGCUUGAAUGUUUCUGUGUACCACUAAAAAAAAAAGUCCUUAUUUCUGUGUCCGUUUCAGCAAUAUUAAGGAUUUAAUAUUGACCUUCUCACUCCGACUAAACUGCAAGUGGAGAUACAAGAAGAGUAAACUCAGUUACAAAUGCUCUUCCUUAACUGCCUUCCAGUGUAGCACAAAAUAUGCAACAGGAAUUGCUUGAAAUUUGCAAUAGUAGGUGUGUAACUUGUCAGGAAGACAGUGUUAUUGUUAUUGUGUAUUUUUUAAUGCUCCAGAAAGGAAUAAACGGUGCCGACGGCAACUCCAGCUAUCACAAACAGCACAUUCAUAAACAUGUAAUGAAAUGGACAAUGUAUAUUGUUCGUUUAAAACAAAAUGACCUGUCAGUUUGUCUGACCUGUGUUUCUUUUUAUGCAGUGGGUAUAUACAAGUGCCUCCAAAUGGCCAUGUAACAUGACAUGUUGCUUUUUGUUUCGUUUUUUCGUUUUGUUUUGUUUUGAAUCAGCAUUUUGUGCAACUUUGGUGUUUACAUGAUUUUGCUGGUUGAUUUGGGAUAGCCAUGUCACACUGUAGUCGAUACUGAAUGUCAAAUAAAAAAAAGGCAAAGUUCUGACUGCAGGUUCCAUGGAUAGUCUUCAAAAAUACUUUCUGGUCUUUUUAAAUAUCGUGAUCUAUAUUGACUCGUCAUAUUUGCUUUCCAUUAUAAAUAAUAUAACAUUUAUUAUAUUAUAACAACCACAAUGCCUUUAAAGCACACCAUUAUUAAGGUAUGGUAAUUAUAUCCAGCCCAGGAAAUGUUCUAUGCUCUAAGGAUACUUCAGAACUGAUUAAACUUGUGCUAGUAUAUAGCUGGAACGUAAAAUAUAUUUAUUAUCCAAAUUACUGAACACAUUACAUUCAAACUGAUAUGGGGGAAAAAAAUGUCUCGGCAGUUUAUUACCCUGUAACGUGCACAUCAUUUGCAUCCACUUUUAAGAAAGAUUAUCCUGUUGCCAUAGAUAGGCUCUGGCCAUAUCUCUUUACAAUUACACAACUUGCGUCAGUGGUUCAUCAGUAAUGCUUUAUAAGAGUGCAAAAGAAGAAAUACCUUACUCUCAAAAACACAUACACUUUUCUUUACUUAAAGUGUCCGUUUACAAAGUUUGUGGAAUCUGAGUUUCUAGUAUAAAGUAUUACUUGAGAGUAAAGAAGUGCUGAAGUAGAAGAAUGGAGGAUUGUGUGUGUGUGUGUGCAUGCAGACAGAAAGAAAAUCUGCAUGUGAUUAAAGCUUUCCUCUGUUCUCUGAGCAGUGUAGCAAAUGCGAUGAGCUCAUAGGCGAUAGCUUCAUGUGUGAUGAAUCAUGAGCAGCAGGCAAUCUGUAGCCCAUCUCAUACCCACGGCCUUCCUUCCUAAUCCACUGUUUACUAAUAGUGAACAGACCGGUUCGAUUUAUGUGCGUGACUGCAGCAUGGGUCAUGAUUUUCUGUUUGUUUUCAAGUAAAAUUGCACUGAAUUUCUCUUCAGUCUAUAACCCUGACCAGUCUAUAAUCAUAAUCCACUCUUAUAAUGUUGCCUAGUUUGAGGUAAGUAUGUUUUGGAUUUGAAAAGAAGAUUCACUCAUUUCUAAGUCGGCUGUAACGUCUAACUGAGUGAGCCAGAGCCGCUGAUUGCAGAUGAGUUAAGUAUCCGGCUGAGUAGGCAUAGAUUUAAAACAUCUCCGUAAUACGUUUUAUUGAUCACCUGUCAAGUUGCCUCAUUUCAGCCAUAAAUCUUGCAUUAAAAGUACACAUCUGUAGCUAUUUGUGACUUCUAAAUCUUGUGUUUAACUUAUUUAUUUAGUGAUUCCCUGUUCCAGUGAAUAUUAUGACCUCAAAGCAGCUAAAUUUAACAUUGAAAAGGUUUCAAAAUCCUCUCAGCAAUAUUGUUAGUGUUAACUUGUUAGUUAAGUAAGUUAGCAGGUAUCUAAUAAGGUAAUCAUGUAGCAGCUGCAGCAGCGUGGCCCAUAAAAUCAUGCCAAUAAAGGUUAACAUUUACAUUACGUAUCAGGAUAAAGAAAUGGUGUCAUCUCUGUGAGAUUAACCGUGGCAUGGUUGUUGGUAAUGGUACCAGUAUUUCAGAAACUCAUGGUGUGAAAUUUUUACACACAACAGCCUCCAGAGUUUACACAGGAGGUUACAAACCCCCCCCCAAAAAAAACCUACUGGGAAUAUCCAUAGCAUGUGUUAGCUUGUCUUUUAGCAUACACAGAGAUAAUCAGGAACAUUUAUGAACAUAACUUAGAAAUCCUCUCAGCUUAGCUCAUGUCGAUCAUAUAGCUAGCAUUAGAAGUGAAACAUUUAUGACUUAAAAAAUCCUCGAAGUAAUUCUGUCAAUUUAGAAGUUAACUAGCACUUAGCUAGAAGUUUGCUAGCAUUUCUCAGAAAUUCUGUCAUGUUAGCAAAUCUGUUCAUUGACUAGCAUUUUCACUCGUAUUAUGAGUUCAGUAUUCUCUCAGAAAUCCUGUCUUAGCACAAUAGCUAUUUGGCUAGCCUUGCGAAGUGAAUAUGAAUACAUAGGAAUUUUUGUCAGGAAAAAAAAUACUCUCAGAAAUGGUCAGUUUAGUACAUGUUAACUGUUUGGCUAUCGUUAGGAGAGUAAAUUUAUUAUAAUAUUUAAUAUAAUAUUAACAUUGAAUACGAUAUUUAUGGAAAUGCUGCUUGAAAUCCUGUCACUCAGCUAUCUAACAAAGUUGAUCAAAUCUAUAGGUAUGUAUGAGUGAAUUUUGAUAUACCUGUGUACUAAGACAGCCUUUAUCAGACAUAAGUCUAAUACUAAUUUUUAUCCUAGUCCCUACUUUUGAUUUCAGAGCUAAAAGUUAAUCAUCGGUCACCCUUACAUAUGAUAUUACUUAAAGUUAGACUCCGUGCUGUUCAAGUCAGAAUGUUUUGUUGUUGUUGUUGUUGUUUGUUUGUUUUUUCAAAUAUUGAGUGAAAUUCUCCUUUUUCUUGCUCAGGACCAACAUCUAACCAAUCAGGACAAGGUGGUGUCUCUACUAACUUGUCAGUAAUUUUGCCUAUCAAUACUGAAGGCUCUUUUCCCCCUUUUGUCCUGGGUGUUCCUGGAUAGACAGGGGGCGUGUAUGCAUUUUGGUGCUGUGCGUGGUUUUGCUUAGAUUUUAAUUUUUAUGUAUUUAUUUAAAAUGCAGCUAGCUUCACCUAAUUAAUGAAACCCCCUUUCACCUCAUUUAUUAUGGUUAAUGGAUGAGGCUCAUGCAGAACUGAGGUUAGUUGAAUGAGAUGAAAUGAAUUAUUCAUUGAUUUUCCAUUUUUAAAGUGCAGAAUUAAUGCUGGAACCCAAUACACUAAUAUGAAUGUAUUUAUUUUUAUUUUAAUGCAUGCGGCUCUGGUGGUUUCUGUGAGUUUAAAACCUAAUGUGCUGCUAAACUGGAGUAUAGUAUAAUCAAGACUGGUCUUUGAUUCCAUUUUACUUUGGGAAGGAAGAAAGUGAACCGAAGAGUGUCUUGCUGAGUUGGUGUCCUGGUUGAAACAUCUGCCUGCAG
This is a messenger RNA of Hemibagrus wyckioides, 9139 nucleotides long. RefSeq names its product kinesin family member 1B (gene kif1b). Gene Ontology annotation, biological process: vesicle-mediated transport; microtubule-based movement; cytoskeleton-dependent intracellular transport. Gene Ontology annotation, cellular component: microtubule; dendrite; kinesin complex. Gene Ontology annotation, molecular function: ATP hydrolysis activity; microtubule binding; plus-end-directed microtubule motor activity. NCBI's taxonomy places the organism in Eukaryota, Metazoa, Chordata, Actinopteri, Siluriformes, Bagridae. The coding region runs from base 343 to 3822 and encodes 1159 amino acids. The transcript is spliced from 21 exons. The record is from RefSeq and is a predicted model, not a curated record.